AUGGUCUACACUCACCGCUGCACACUGUGCUUGCGGUCCAACAAGAUCAAGGACUGCGCCUCUGACCACAACAUGAGAUCGCACUUAGGCGCCCCUAGCACUCACAACAUGGGCCCCUUCGAGUGCCAGAUCCCUGGCUGCGGUCUUCGCUCCCAGAGACAAGAUCGCAACAACAACCACGGCAACCACCAAGCUGUGUGGGCUCAGCCCCAGGCUCUGAUCACAGCCUUGAACAGAGAGGUUCAGGCCUGUCAACAGGCUUUGAUCAACGCCGCCGCGGCCCCUGUUCCUCCAGUGGCUGCUGCUGCCAACGUCGUUCCUCCUGUGGUCGUCCCUGCUGUCGCAGUCCCUCCUGCCACCGUUCCUCCUGUCGCCAUCCCUCCUGUGGUCGCUGCCGCAACCGCCGCCCCUCCAGUGGCUGCUGCUACUAACGUCGCUCCUGCUGUGGUCCCCCCUGCUGUGGUCGGCCCUCCUCAGGCUGUGCCUACUGGAGCCUCUAUCGCUGCCGCUCAGGGUCUCAAUGCUGUUCAAGGCCCUCCUGCAAGCGUCCAGGGUCCUCCUACUGCAGCUCAAGUUCCCCUUGUCGCCGUCCCCACCGUUCAAGUCCCUGACCCAGUCCCUGCGGCUCAGGUACCUGCCGCUACUACUGCUGCUGAUGCUGGUGAUGAUCAAUUCAAAUAUGGUCAUUUUAAAUAUGAAAUGGAUAAUUUCGAACUUCGACACGCUGGUGAGACCCGUGACGAUAUCGAGGCACAGUACGAAAAAGAGCAGAAACUUUGGUACCAACUUGAUGAGUAG
Messenger RNA from Aureobasidium musti, 798 nucleotides. Lineage: Eukaryota; Fungi; Ascomycota; Dothideomycetes; Dothideales; Saccotheciaceae. The record is from the annotation of a GenBank genome assembly.